Molecule: messenger RNA, 1476 nt
Organism: Mesorhabditis belari
Lineage: Eukaryota; Metazoa; Nematoda; Chromadorea; Rhabditida; Rhabditidae
Source: the annotation of a GenBank genome assembly
AUGCUCGGCAUAUGCAUCAAUUUUCCCGAAGGCUACUCAAACACCUAUCCAAAUACUUCCUAUCUUUCGUUCAAGCUCUUCCUCAACGAGACAGCGAUUGAGAGGGGUUAUGAGGGCGGACUUUCCGAAGAAAGUUACACAUGGAUCUGGUCAGCCAUUCUAAACGUUUGGCAUCUCGGAUUUCUCUUCGGAAACCUCCUGAUCCCUGUCAUCACCGAAAAGUUUGGAAGAAAAAAUGCUCUUUUGUAUGCUUGUUCAACUUCUCUUUGUUCAUCAAUCCUUUCAUGCAUUUCGAUUAUUUUUGAAAUCCCUGAGCUUUAUUUCGUGGCCCGUGGCGCCAUUUCGGUGGCUGGUGGGAUCACCUUUGGCACACUGAUUCUAUUUCUGCAGGAAACGACGCCAACCCAUCUCCGCGGUGUCUCAUCUUUUCUCGCCGAGGUGACUUUCCUCUUGUGCACCGUUGUGGGCAUGGGCGCCGGAAUGGAUCGCUUUUUCGGCAAAAAUCUAGUCGUUUUAACUGCCAUCGCUAUUCUACCGGGUUUUAUUUGUUUGUUCGCCAUUCUUCCCCUUCACGAAACCCCCAAAUAUCUGUUGCUCGUCAAAAACAAUCUCGAGGCUGCAAAGGCUUCGAUUGGGUUCUACUACGGUUUAAACACGGACAAGGCUGAAGUGUUGAAUGAGAUCGCCAAAGAAGCGCUCGACCAAGACGAGAAAUUCUCGUUCUUCGGCGGCGUGAAAUUCGUUCUCUCCGAGGCCUAUCUCCGCACUCCAUAUCUCAUUGGGGUUGCCAGUUUACAGCUUGUGAUGGGUCUUUUCCCAAUGAUCUAUCUAUCAACGGAGUUCCUCGAGGAGAUGUUCGACUCUGAAACAGCUCAGCUUGCUUCCUUUGGGUUCAUUUUGUGCCAAUUUCUAUCGGGUAUCCCGGGGACAUAUGUCGUUUCCAGAUUUGGUCGUCGUCCCCUUCUUCUCCUCCUCGGCGUCCUUAACAUGUUCUCCUUUGUGCUCUACGUGUUUUUCGAUAAAAUGUCCUUCCACUACGGUCAUAUCUGGGGCAAUGGGUGCAUCGUCGCGCUUUGCAUCUUCGGAAUCUCUUAUGGGUUGGGUCUCGGUCCGAUCUCGUGUUUUAUCACGAGCGAGUUGGUGGUGCAAAAAUAUCGCUCUUUAGUACAAUCGAUGAUGUUCGUUUCGAAUACAUUUGUCUCUUUGAUCGUCUCCUAUCUCACCCUGCCCGCCUACAAUCAUUUCGGAUGUUUCUCUUUCGUUUUCCUCUUCAUCAUCCCAUCGAUUUUCUCACUUUUCUAUCUAUACAGAAAUCUGCCGGAGACAAAGGAUCGCGAGAUCCACGAGAUUGUUCGCGAGUUGAAGGAGCGUGUCGGCUGUUGUGAGAUCCGUGCUCAUUCGCAUUCCACCUCUUCUGCUUACAUUCUCAGCGAUGAUCCGUUGACUUCACAAGAUGAGAAAUCGAAAUUCAUCAUU